AUGUGGAGAAGCAGAAAAGCUCGUAGCUCGACUGAAUUGAAUGCAAAAGAAAUCGCUGCAUUAGUUGAAGCAUCGAACAUUAGUGCAGAAGAAAUUCGACGAUGGCAUGAUGAUUUUCUUGAACAUUAUCCAUCUGGCCAACUGAAUAAAAAGUCCUUUUGGGAAUAUUAUCAAAAAUUGUUUCCAACGAAACAAACACAAGAGUCAAUCGGAAAUAUUUUCCAAAUGAUCGACACGAACAACGAUGGAAAUAUUGAUUUCAAUGAAUUAUUAGUCGUCAUUGUUCUGAUGAGCCAUUUAAAUGCAUUGGAAUCACGACUUGCCUUUGCAUUCGAUAUGUUCGACUGCUCGGGAGAUGGGCAUAUUGAUCGCGAAGAAUUGGCGGAUGUUAUUUCAGCAAUAUACGAUCGUGCUGGUUUAACUGACCGUAAAGGCGAAAACGAUCCAAACAAACGAGCAAAAGUCAUCAUUGAUAAACUUGAUAACACUGGCGAUAAUAAAAUCAACAAGGCAGAGUUUAUCCAAGGUUGCAAAGACGAUCCAGUUAUUCGUAAUCUACUUGCACCAAAUGUUUAA
This is a messenger RNA of Adineta ricciae, 576 nucleotides long. Lineage: Eukaryota; Metazoa; Rotifera; Eurotatoria; Adinetida; Adinetidae. The record is from the annotation of a GenBank genome assembly.